CUGAAUCGAGCCUCGUUUUUGGAGGACGCCUUCAGACAGCUGGCGGCCGCUCGUCCCGCCGAUCUGAAGAAACCCCUUUUUGUCUACUUCGACGGAGACCCAAAGAUCACAAAUGUCUACAGACAGGACUUCUUCCACCAGCUGUUCAGAAACAUCGUGCAAGCCAAACCCCACAUGUUCCUGCAAAACCAGACAGAUUUCUACCUGUUCGGGAUCCUGUGCGGACUGGCCCUGUACAACAAGAGCAUCAUACACUCCCACUUCCCUCUGGCUCUGUUCAAGAAGCUGCUCCACGUGGAGCCCACGCUGGAGGACAUGAUGGAGUUCGAGCCCGAAGUUGGAAAGAGCCUGCAGGCCGUCCUGAGCAGUGAGGACGACCCCGACAUCGACUUCGUGUUUGUGGCGGCCUACGUGUCGCACGCCUUCGGCUCGGCGGCGUUCGGCCAUUUUGAGCGCGGCUUCUUCCAGAUGUGCGACCGGGGGCUGAACGCACAAUACGACGGGUUCUACUAUCAGAGUCACCCCAACAUCCUCCGGUUCUGGGAGGUUUUCAACAAGCUGGAGGAAGAAAAGAAGAAAGACUUCCUUUGGUUCCUGACAGGCUUUCGGAGGGUUCCCAUCCUGGGAAUGGCUGAGGUCAGGAUGACGGUUCGGCUCCAAGGAGUCCUGACCGGUUCCCCUGACGAGCAUCGCCCCGAGGCCCUGACCUGCUACUCCUACCUGGAGCUGCCUCUGUACUCCAGCAAAGCCGUCAUGAGGAAGAAGCUGAUGGAGGCUUUGGACCCAGAGCGAGGAUUCAGAGCCGAACGCUGA
Messenger RNA from Menidia menidia (Atlantic silverside), 813 nucleotides. The record is from the annotation of a GenBank genome assembly. Lineage: Eukaryota; Metazoa; Chordata; Actinopteri; Atheriniformes; Atherinopsidae.